GUUUGAACAUGUUUAAAAUCUGUGCACUCUGUUGGAUGUGAAACUACAAAAUUCAUAGACCUUACCUUGCUACCGUUACAUGUAUAACUUCUAGAAAUUAAAUAAUCACCUAAGGUAAUAAGUUAAUAAAUGUUAAGCUAAUAAUUAUUAAAUUACUGUGAAAGCAGAGGAAACUACUCCAGGAGCAUGAAAAUAUGGAAGCAAUUAUGCAUCUUCAGCCACCUGAUGUACGUUAUUGUAUUUUACCACCUCGACUUUCCAUAGUGUUUCUCUUAUUAUUAAUGCAACUCACACACUUCGCAAAAAUUGGAAAAUGAAGAAAAUCACAGAAAGGGGAGAUAAGCAUUUUAGUCACUUAAAACAAAAUCUUUUAAAAUUUGUAGGUAGGUACCCAAGCAUGUGCUCACGUGUAAAUCACGUAAAUGAGGACUCUUAUUAGAGACAGCUAAUUCCAGUUAGUGUAUUAUACUUGCCUAGUUUUUGUUUAACUUGUGUGUCACAAGAAACUCCUUCGGUAGGAUCAAAUAGGUUUGACUAGGGGUUUUGAUAAGGGGUUGAUAAAUCUAAAAUAAACCAGUAACAAAACCGGCACCUUUUCUAAAAAUUUAAAACUAAAAACGAACGCAUGGUGGCGCUGUUGACUAAAAAAGAGAAUUAAGAGCUUGUACACUCCAUACUCACAGACAAACCUAGCGAGCGAUCCGGUGCGAUAAAACAAGGGCUUGUGGACCUGGACAGAUCUUUAAGCAGUGAAAUCUAAAUCUCUGGGAAACAUUAAUUGUUAGGCUAUCUCCAAAAGACUUUGCUUUUCACAGAGAAGCAUAAAGCUCCUUAUGGUGACGAGCCCUUGGAAAAACACUGCAGAAAUACAAUGGAAGCCUGGAAGGAGAGCUUUCUUAAACAAAGGCAAGUCUUGCUUCUCUUUGUUUUUCUAGGUGGGUCUCUGGCUGGGUCCGGGUCUCGGCACUAUUCUGUGGCUGAGGAAAAAGAGAAAGGGUUCUUAAUAGCCAAUGUAGCGAAGGAUCUGGGACUCAGGGUGGAAGAACUGGCUGAAAGGAGAACUCAGGCUGUUUCCAAAGGGAACAUACAAUAUUUUCAGCUCAACCAUCAGACCGGAGAUUUGCUCUUGGUUGAGAAACUGGACCGGGAGGAGCUGUGCGGUUCCGCAGAGCCUUGUGUGCUGCACUUUCAGAUAUUGCUGUAUAAUCCUUUGCAGUUUAUUACAAACGAACUCGAGGUCAUAGAUGUAAAUGACAACGCCCCAGAGUUCUUUGAAACUGCAAUGCAGCUCAAAGUCCCGGAAAGUUCCCCACCCGGAACAGUAAUUCCUUUGGGAAAUGCUGUGGAUCCGGACGUGGGAAGAAACGGACUCCAGAACUACACGGUGUCUCCCAAGUCCCAUUUCCACGUUCGCACCCGCCGUCGUAGGGAUGGAAGGAAGUAUCCAGAACUAGUGCUGGACAGAGCUCUGGAUCGGGAGGAGCAGGCAGAGCUCAGUUUAACUCUCACAGCCCUGGAUGGAGGCUCCCCACCUCGGUCUGGCACUGCCCAGGUUCACAUCCUGGUCUUAGACAUAAACGACAACGCACCAGAAUUUACACAGUCACUCUAUGAGGUUCAAAUUCUAGAGAAGAGCCCUGUUGGCUCUGUCAUCAUCACGGUCUCAGCCUCUGACUUAGAUACAGGGAAUUUUGGUGAAAUAUCGUAUGCGUUUUUCCAUGCUUCUGAAGAAAUUCUCAAAACUUUUCAACUAAAUCCCAUUACUGGUGAUAUAGAACUAGUUACGGGUUUGGAUUACGAAACAAUUAAUACUUACGAGGUUGACAUAGAAGCCAAGGAUGGUGGAGGCCUUUCGGGAAAAUGUACAGUCAUAGUCCAGGUAGUUGAUGUGAACGAUAACCCACCAGAACUGACUUUGUCGUCAGUGACCGGUCCUAUCCCUGAGAAUUCAGCAGAGACUGUGGUGGCUGUUUUCAGUGUGGCUGAUUUAGACUCUGGAGAUAAUGGGAAAGUAACCUGUUCCAUCCAGAACGAUCUCCCCUUCAUCCUGAAACCAUCCGUAGAGAACUUCUACACUAUAGUGUCUGAAGGAGCACUGGACAGAGAGAGCAGAGCUGAGUACAACAUCACCAUCACAGUCAGCGACCUGGGCACACCCAGGCUCACAACCCAGCACACCAUAACAGUGCAGGUGUCUGAUGUCAACGACAACGCCCCCGCCUUCACACAAAGCUCCUACACCCUGUUUGUCCAAGAGAACAACAGCCCCGCCCUGCACAUAGGCACCAUCAGCGCCACAGACUCAGAUUUGGGCUCCAAUGCCCACAUCAUCUACUCGCUGCUGCCCACCACAGACCCGCAGCUGGCUCUCUCCUCGUUCAUCUCCAUCAACGCCGACAAUGGGCAGCUGUUUGCUCUCAGGGCGCUGGACUACGAGACCCUGCAGAGCUUCGAGUUCCUUGUGCGGGCAACAGACCAAGGCUCGCCUGCGCUCAGCAGCCAGGCGCUGGUGCGCGUGCUGGUGCUGGACGCCAACGACAAUGCGCCCUUCGUGCUCUACCCGCUGCAGAACGCUUCUGCGCCCUACACAGAGCUGCUCCCCAGGGCGGCGGAGCCUGGCUACCUGGUCACCAAGGUGGUGGCGGUGGAUCGAGACUCUGGCCAGAACGCCUGGCUGUCAUUCCAGUUGCUCAAGGCCACGGAGCCAGGGCUGUUCAGCGUGUGGACUCACAAUGGCGAGGUGCGCACCUCCAGGCUGCUGAGUGAGCGCGAUGCGCCCAAGCACAGGUUGCUGCUGCUGGUCAAGGACAAUGGCGAUCCUCCGCGGUCUGCCAGUGUCACUCUGCACGUGCUGGUGGUGGAUGGCUUCUCUCAGCCCUACCUGCCUCUGCCAGAGGUGGCGCGCGACUCUGUACAGGACAAUGAGGACUUGCUCACACUCUAUUUGGUCAUUGCCUUGGCGUCUGUGUCUUCGCUCUUUCUCUUGUCUGUGCUGCUGUUCGUGGGGAUAAGGCUGUGCAGGAGGGCCAGGGCGGCGUCUCUUGGUGGUUGCUCUGCUCCUGAGGGCCACUUUCCUGGACACCUGGUCGACAUCAGUGGCACGGGGACCCUGUCCCAGAGCUACCAGUAUGAGGUAUGUCUGACCAGGGACUCUGGGACUGGUGAGUUCAAAUUCCUCAAACCCAUGGUCUCCAACCUGUUGCUUCAGGAUGCUGGGAGAGAAGUUAAGGAAAGUCCCCACUGCAGGGAUAGCUUUGUAUUCAACUAAGUGUUGUCAAUUCCUAGACGAUGUCAUUUUAAGAAAUGUCCUUGU
This is a messenger RNA of Alexandromys fortis (reed vole), 3313 nucleotides long. RefSeq names its product protocadherin beta-3-like. NCBI's taxonomy places the organism in Eukaryota, Metazoa, Chordata, Mammalia, Rodentia, Cricetidae. Bases 872 to 3268 code for a protein of 798 amino acids. Gene Ontology annotation, biological process: homophilic cell-cell adhesion. The record is from RefSeq and is a predicted model, not a curated record. Gene Ontology annotation, cellular component: plasma membrane. Gene Ontology annotation, molecular function: calcium ion binding. The transcript has a single exon.